Hyaloperonospora brassicae is the source of this 951-nucleotide messenger RNA. Lineage: Eukaryota; Oomycota; Peronosporomycetes; Peronosporales; Peronosporaceae. The record is from the annotation of a GenBank genome assembly.
AUGGACGUGAGCUUCAAGAAGCGGAAGACGAAGAAGAAGACGACGACGGACGGAGCGGUACCGAACAAGCGACGGCGCAGACCCUCUGACAAGUCACUGGACGACGCACAAGACGCCAUCGCAGGCAUUGGAGACGAAGCGCAGGACGUGGAGCACGUGCAGCGCCGGAUCGAAGAGCUCCGCGAGGACCAGCGCCUGCGGCAACAGCUGCUGAAGGCGGAACUGGCCAAUCACAGGGCGGAGAAGCCAUGGAGUACGCGGCAAAGCGCGACGCCGAGUGCCACGAGCUCUUAUGGUCUCCAUGACCCGAAAAAAGACGGCUCGACGUCGCAGAAGCUCUUGUCGCUGCUGGAUGGACAGUUUACGGGACAGAGUGCGACGACGGACAAGGACCAGCACGAAGAGCUCAUGAACCAGUUUAUCGACGAGAAACUGUCGCAGAUAAAGCAGCAAAAAGGGGGCGCGCUGCAGAAGGAGCAGCAGCAGCAGCAGAUGGACGAGGCCAGUGCAGCUCUCAAGCGUGCUGAAGACCGGCUGUUUGAGCUGCCGGCACACUUGAUACCGGACGUUUCGCGUCAAAACAAGGGGACUGGUGACGGUGACGGUACGGACGGGGGGAUGCUCUUGGGCAGUGCAGGCAUUGCCGAGGUGGAACUGCCGUCAAUGUACUCGGAGAAGACAGUUGCCGCAACGAGAAAAGCGCUUGAAAGGAGCCACCGUAGCAGUGGCCCAAAGCUGGAUGCGAUCGGAGGGAUGGUGAACACAGCACUGCCUGCCAACUUUAGCGUCGACUUUAAUCGACACAGGACCGACUAUGUGGCUGAGAUGAAGAGUCUGAACCGAGAUGAACAAAGGGAGCGAGGGUUUCACCAAGGCAGGAAGAACCAAGCGAGCGAUGAUCGCGCUGUGUCGCGCUUUCGGAAGUUUGAGAGCCGCAAGCUGCGACGGUAG